Molecule: messenger RNA, 6502 nt
Organism: Myotis daubentonii (Daubenton's bat)
Lineage: Eukaryota; Metazoa; Chordata; Mammalia; Chiroptera; Vespertilionidae
Gene: ABI3BP
Product: ABI family member 3 binding protein
Exons: 66
Coding region: 98-5398 (1766 amino acids)
Biological process (GO): positive regulation of cell-substrate adhesion; extracellular matrix organization
Molecular function (GO): protein binding
Source: RefSeq, a predicted model, not a curated record
CGCCCGCCUGUCACUGGGAGACAGUCCACUUAAAUGCAGCUCCAGGGUUGCGAGACACCCACCAGCAUCACUCCCCGUGUGAGGUGGCAAAUGCAACAUGCUGUCCAGCUUGGGGUGUCUCCUCCUCUGUGGAAGUUUUGCACUAGCCCUGGGAAAUGCACAGAAAUUGCCAAAAGGUAAAAGGCCGAGCCUGAAAGUCCACAUCAACACCACAAGUGACUCUAUCUUCUUGAAGUUCCUGCGUCCAAACCCUAAUGUAAAACUGGAAGGUUUUCUUCUGGGAUAUGGCAGCAAUUUAUCACCAAAUCAGUACUUCCCUCUUCCGGCGGAAGGGAAAUACACCGAGGCGGUAGUCGAUGCAGAGCCUAAAUAUCUGAUUGUCGUGCGACCUGCUCCUCCACCAAGUCAAAAGAAGUCAUGCUCAGGCAAAACACGCUCUCGCAAGCCUCUCCAGCUGGUGGUUGGCACUCUGACACCAAGCUCCGUCUUCCUGUCCUGGGGUUUCCUCAUUAAUCCACACCAUGACUGGACACUGCCGAGUCACUGUCCCAAUGACAGAUUUUAUACAAUUCGCUAUAGAGAAAAGGAUAAGGAAAAGAAAUGGAUUUUUCAACUCUGUCCAGCCACUGAAACAAUUGUAGAAAAUCUAAAGCCCAACACAGUUUAUGAAUUCGGAGUGAAAGACAAUGUAGAAGGUGGAAUAUGGAGUAAGAUUUUCAAUCACAAGACUAUUAUUGGAAGUAUAAACAAAGUAAAUGGGAAAAUUCAAAGUACCUAUGACCAAGCAAACACAGUGCCAGCAUAUGUCCCAAGGAAGCUGAUCCCAAUAACAAUCAUCAAGCAAGUGAUUCAGAAUGUUACUCACAGAGCUUCAACUAAAUCCCCAGAUAGGACUCCCAUUGGAGGAACAAUACUGGUCCACCUUGUUAUUCCUGGUCUUAAUGAAACCACCGUGAAACUUCCUACAUCCAUAAUGUUUGAGAUUUCAGAUGCAAUCAAGACACAAUUAGCUAAGAAUGAAACCUUGGCAUUACCAGCUGAAUCUAAAACACCAAAGGUAGAAAAAAUCCCAGCACAGCCCAUAACAGUUCUCAGCGAAAAGACCCCGGAAAGAUCGCAAACUAUUCUAAUACCUAGGUUUGAGUUACCACUGAGCACUCUAGCUCCGAAAAGACUUCCAGAAUUUCCUCAGGCAAAAACACCCUUCCCUUUUGAGAAACCUGGGGGCGCCUUGGCUUCGAGUGAAAAGCCAUGGAUUGCACCUAUAACUAAAACAUCUGAAGAUUCCAAAGUUUUACCACCUCAAACUGCAGCUUAUGACGUUUUCUCAAGCCCUACAACGUCAGAUGAGCCUGAAAUAUCAGAGCCCCACACAGCAACAACGGAUCCAUUUCUGGAUUCUGUCCCACCUAAAACUUCUAGAACUCUUGAACAGCCAAGGGCAACACUGGCUCCAAGUGAAACGCCAUUUAUUCCUCAAAAACUGGAAAUCAUUACCAGUCCUGAAAUGCAGCCCACAACACCUGCUCCCCUGCAAACUACACCUAAACGACGCCUCAGGCCCAAACCACCAAGAACCAAGCCUGAAAGAACCAAAAGUCCUGGAACAACUGCUUCUAAACUUUCUAUGAGCCCUGAACCUACAUGGACCACACUGGCUCCCAGUAAAACACAAUUUAUUUCUUUGAAACCUAAAAUCCCUCUGAGCCCAGAAGUGACACACGUCAAACCUGCCCCAGAACCUCUGACUCCAACACCAUCACAGUCAACAAUAGCCUUAGAACCUGGAACACUGGAAACCAAACCUUCAACAACAACAUUAGCUCCACCAAAGACCAAACGACCAGGUCGUCGCCCCCGCCCUAAAACCACACGUAGUCCAGAUGUGCCCAAGUCCAAACCUGCUCUGCAACCUGCUACGGUACAACCGGAGCUCUGGGUGCCCACAGUCGAUUCAAAACCACCAAAGCAAUUACUUCCUAAACCCCAAACCACAGCAAAACCAGAUAUGCCAUCAACUAAAUCCGGCUUUGAGCCUGUUACAUUGGAGGCUGGAGCUCCUUCCAUAACCAUAGUUCCUGCCACAGACAUUGAACCUGAAAGUCUGAGAACUGAGGCUCCCUGGACAACAUUAGCUCCAAAAACAUCAAAACGACCAAGAAUACGUCCUCCACGUCCCAAACCUUCAAAACGUCCCAAACCUUCGAAACCUCCCAAACAUCCCAAACAUGAAACCACGCCGAGCCCAGAGGCACCUGCGACCGCACUAGACAUUGAACCAGUCACUCCUGGGACAUCUUUAGCUCCAACAACAACAAAGAGACCCCGUCGUCCACGUCCCAAAUCUAAAAAAACCACACCCCAGCCGGAAGUACCUCAGAUUCCACUGGUUCCUGCCACAAUCUUUGAACCAGUCAUUCCUAGAACCGAAGCUCCUGGAACAACACUAGCUCCCAAAGUGCCUGAACAAACUCACCAUCCACGUCCCAAACCUAAAACCACACCAAGUCCGGAAGCUCCUCAGACCGAACUAGUUCCAACAGCAACAAAGAGACCCCGUCGUCCACGUCCUAAACCUAAAAAACCCACACCCCAGCCAGAAGUACCUCAGAUUCCACUGGUUCCUGCCACAAUCUUUGAACCAGUCGUUCCUAGAACCGAGGCUCCUGGAACAACACUAGCUCCCAAAGUGCCUGAACAAACUCACCAUCCACAUCCCAAACCUAAAACCACACCAAGUCUGGAAGCUCCUCAGACCGAACUAAUUCCUAUUACAGACCUCGGACCCGUUACUUUUACAACUGAGACCUCUGGGACAACAUUAGCUACCAAAGCAUCAAAGAGACCCCAUCGUCCACAUCUCAGACCUAAAACUACACUGAGCCCUCAAGUACCUCAGACCAAACCUGUUCCUGCUACAGUCCUGGAGCCUGUCACUUUUAGACCAGAGGCCACAGGAACAACAUUUGUUUCCAAACCACCACAGCGGAAGGGUCGUCCAUGUCCCAGACCAAAAACCACACCAGGUCCUGAAACACCUGAGUCCAAACCAGUUUCUACUGCAGACUUUGAACCAGUAACAUUCAGCACUGAGGCUUGGGUGACAACACAAGCUCCUAAGCCAUCAAAACGGACCCGUCGUCCACGUCCUAAACCUAAAACCACACCAACUACUGAGGCACCUCAAACCAAAUUGGUUCCUAUUACAGAUCUUGAGCCUGGUACUCCUAGAACUGAAGCUCCAGAAAUCGUAGUUCCCACUACAGGCUUUGAACAUGUUAUUCAUAGUUCUGAGGCUCCAGGAACAUUAGCUCCUACUGAUCUUCAAACUCUUAUUUUGAGACCAGUGACAUCACCAAGUCUAGAAAUGACACAAAGUCAACCUGUUUCUGAAGGCCUGGAAUAUGUUACAUUUAGCACUGAGUCAUCAGAGGGAGCUAGAGCAUCAGCCGAGACAGAUUAUGUAGAUCCCACUUCCAAAGCACCACUCAGGCCAGAGGAGCCAAAGACUGAAGUUGUGGAAUCUAUUACAAAUGUGUCUGAACCACCCGAGACCGCGUUAGAAGCAUCAACUCCGCCUUCCCAAACUGUAAUUCUACUCAGCCCAAAUGAGCCUCAGACUGGACCGGCUCCCAAGCAGACAGCGCGCACUCCUCCCAAAGCAAAAACAUCUCCACGUCCAAGAGUCCCUCAGACACAGCCAGCUCCUAAGGCGUUCCAGCGUGUUACUUCAAAACCAAAAAUGUCACCAAGGCCAGAAGUGUCAUAUACUCCACCUGUUCCAGGAGAUGUGCUCCGUCCCCAGAAACCAGACCACGAAGCCUCUCAGAGAGAACCUGUUCUGCAGCCCGUUACCUUUAGAAUUGAUCCGCCAGAGACAACAAUAGCUCCUUUAGAGACCCGAAGCAGCCCUUUCAUCCCUAUGAUUUCACCAAGUUCUAGUCAAGAGGAUCUACAAACCACUCUGGCAGAAACAGACCAGUCCACCCAGGAGCUCUUCACAACUAAGGUUCCACGAACAACUGAAUCGGCAAAGACAACUCGGGCACCACAUAGAUUGUACACUACUCCUGGGAGGCCCAAAAUACCAGAAAAACCACCCCUCAGACCUGUUCUGAAUAAGACAACUACAAGACCUACUAGACCCAAAUCCAAUGGGAUGCCCAAAGGAAAUGAGAUAGGAACAGGGGUCAAGCAACCACCAAAGCCAUCGGGUGCUGGUAGAAAUGCGUCCAUGGACUCUACCCACUUCACACAAAAACCAGCCAUAAUUCCAGGCACUCGCCGCCCACCCUUGCCACCUAGACCUACGCCCCCUCGAAGAAAACCAUUGCCACCAAAUAAUGUCACUGGAAAGCCAGGAAGUGCAGGGAUCAUUUCAUCAGGCCUAGGAACUUCCCCACCACUGAGGGCAACACUUAGGCCUACUGGACCCACCUCAGAGAGAACAGAGAGAGACAAAAAGGAACCGACAGCUCCCGCCUCAGGAGAAGAUCUUGGUGAUAUAACUGACUUUAGCUCAAGUCCAACAAGAGAAACUGAUCCUCUUGGGAAGCCCAGAUUCAAAGGGCCUCAUGUGCGAUAUAUUCAGAAGCCUGACAACAGGCCCUGCUCCAUCACCGACUCCAUCAAACGGUUUCCCAAAGAGGAGCCCCCAGAGGGGAACGCCACCAGCCCGCCGCAGAACCCACCCUCCAACCUCACUGUGGUCACCGUGGAAGGAUGCCCCUCAUUUGUCAUCUUGGACUGGGAAAAGCCACCCAAUGACACUGUCACUGAAUAUGAAGUUAUAUCCAGAGAAAAUGGGUCAUUCAGUGGGAAGAACAAGUCCAUUCAAAUUACAAAUCAAACCUUCUCCACAGUAGAAAAUCUAAAGCCAAACACAAGCUAUGAAUUCCAGGUGAAACCAAAAAACCCACUUGGAGAAGGCCCACCCAGCACCACAGUGGCAUUCAGUACUGAAUCAGCGGAUCCGAGAGUGAGCGAGCCAGUUUCUGGAGGAAGAGAUGCCAUCUGGACAGAAAGACCCUUUGAUUCAGACUCUUACUCAGAAUGUAAAGGCAAACAGUAUGUCAAAAGGACUUGGUAUAAAAAGUUUGUAGGGGUGCAGCUAUGCAACUCCCUUAGAUACAAGAUUUAUCUGAGCGACUCCCUCACAGGAAAAUUUUAUAACAUAGGCGAUCAGAGAGGCCAUGGAGAAGAUCACUGCCAAUUUGUGGACUCGUUUUUAGAUGGACGCACAGGACAGCAACUGACUUCUGAGCAGUUACCCACAAAAGAAGGCUAUUUCAGAGCAGUUCGCCAGGAACCUGUCCAAUUUGGAGAAAUUGGUGGUCACACCCAAAUCAACUACGUUCAGUGGUAUGAAUGUGGGACCACAAUUCCUGGAAAAUGGUAGACGCUGCAAUCGUGUUCACAAGUGCCUUGUUUCAUCGUGGCAAAAAAUAAUUGCAAACACUAUGGUAUUUGUUAUUCAUUUAAAGCUGUUCUGUUUACUAUGUAUAAAAGUUUAAAAUCUAAUUGAUAGCAGUAUUAGAUGUUUUUAUUAGAAAAAUUGCUGAGAAUAUUUAUCAGGUUUUAAAAAGUCAUUUUAAUAAAGCAAGAUAUUAACAGAGUAACAUUUUUCUGGGGAAGCUGGCUCCCUAUUCAUGGUAUUUUAAGAGAUUUUUUGUAUAUUAUUUAUCACAAUGUUGUAAUGUUUUGAGAUACUUUUAUAACAAAAUUAACAUCAAAAACUAAUAUACUUUUUAAAAAAUGUUUACUUUUAUUAAUGUGUAUCCUUCCUACUGGUGAGUUAAUUCCAUAAAUCUCUCUUUGGUUUAACUUAUUAGAUCAGAUUAACUUCAGCAUAUAUAUCUGGGGUUAAAAUUCACAUGUUUAUUUAAACUUCAGUUUUUUAGUAAUAGUUGAAUAUCUUUUCUGAAUGUUUAAAUAAACAUUCAUGUGAAUAUACAUUGCCUCAAAUAUUUUUAAAUUAUUAAAAAGGUUUAGUUUCAAUAAGUAAAUUUCAUUUCAGCUAAAAAUAGAAUUGAGAAUGACAUACUGUUUCAAAAAUAUACAUUUUUUCUUACUAUACUCAAUUAUAUAUUACAAUAUCUGAAUAUACUUUGUCAAACUAUUCCUUCAAGCAACUGUCUUUGUACUGUUUUUAAUAUAAUUCUAAACAAGUUGUAUGAAGAAACUGAAUGUGAAGUCUGAGCUCAAAAAGAUAACAUAUGAUGAGAUCGCUACCAUUUUACAGGAUAUUUACUACGUUUUUACACAUAAGACUUCUAGGAAUGAAUGUAUCAGAAGAUGUUUUCAGUCUAACUUAACCUGUACUGACUCAGACUCAUUUUUAUUUAAAAAGGUAUUUUCCUCAUUUGGAGAGGGAGGUGGGAAUGCUGCAUUGUUUCCCUCAUUCUGAGAGGAUCCUUUCAACAUGCUUCAAUUUUAUCAAUGCUACAUUCUGUACUUUUCAAACAGGUAGAAACUGCAAUAAAGAAAUGUAGUGUUUUUUUAA